Mus caroli (Ryukyu mouse) is the source of this 1815-nucleotide messenger RNA. The record is from RefSeq and is a predicted model, not a curated record. NCBI's taxonomy places the organism in Eukaryota, Metazoa, Chordata, Mammalia, Rodentia, Muridae.
AUGCCUCCCACAUCUCCUUCUUCCCCCGGAUACUACCACGUCCUCUACAAAGGGCAUGCACAAACCCAGAUGGCCUGGCAUGGAGAGACAUACUGCCUGAUUGGAGGCUACCGUGUCUACGGAGAUGCGCCGCUUCCCACACCUGCAAAGGCAAAGGCUGAGCAAGAGGAGAAGCCAGUGCCCAGGCGGGCUCCCAAGAGACAGCGAGUUCAGGAAGAGUCGGAUCAAGAUCUAGGCUGUCCCGGUGCAAAAGUUCCUCGCCUGAAAUUGAAGCAUGGUGGCAAAGGGCUUUCGCGACCCUCAUUGGUGCCGGCUUGCUCCGCCCUGAGCAAGAUGUCGCUCAAGGGUCAUUGGGUGCUUGGCCAUGGGCCUUCAGUGUUCCUGUUGGUGCUGCUGCUGUUAGGGCCUUCACAGCCUCUAAUAUGGACCCAUACAAAACCAGGCAUCUCUGGUGCUUCCACUACAUCAAGCAUCCCCAGAGCACUCACCAAGCCCGACAUUUCCAGCAUUCCAACCACUCCUGGCAACCCCAAUUUCCCAGACCUGCGAGAUCGCGCAAGAGCUUUGAUGCAGAAGUUCCCGCUUAUAGAUGGCCACAAUGACAUGCCUCUUGUCCUGAGACAAUUUUACCAGAAUGGACUACAAGAUGCUAACCUGAGAAACUUCACCCAUGGCCAGACCAACCUGGAUAGGCUUAAAGAUGGCUUGGUGGGAGCCCAGUUCUGGUCUGCUUACGUACCAUGCCAGACGCAGGACCGGGAUGCCCUGCGUCUCACUCUGGAGCAGAUAGACCUCAUUCGCAGAAUGUGUGCCUCUUAUUCUGAGCUGGAACUUGUGACCUCAGUUAAAGUUAAGUGGAUUUAUUCAGGCACCCAGAAAUUGGCUUGCCUCAUUGGUGUGGAGGGUGGCCAUUCGCUAGACAACAGCCUCACUGUGCUUCGAAGUUUCUACCUGCUGGGGGUGCGCUACCUGACGCUCACACACACCUGCAACACACCCUGGGCAGAGACCUCAUCCAAGGGCGUCCACGCAUUCUACGGCAGUGUCACUGGACUGACCAGCUUUGGUGAGAAGGUGGUGGCAGAAAUGAAUCGCUUGGGUAUGAUGGUUGAUCUGUCCCACGUCUCGGAUGCUACAGCCAGGCGGGCCUUGGAAGUAUCCCAAGCCCCUGUGAUUUUCUCCCACUCCGCUGCCAGGGCUGUGUGCACAAAUGCUCGGAAUCUUCCUGAUGACCUCCUGCAGCUUCUGAAGAAGAACGGUGGCAUCGUGAUGGUGACCUUCUCCGUAGGAGUGUUACCGUGCAACCCUUUAGCCAAUGUAUCCACUGUGGCAGAGAAAGGUCAGCAGAAGCACCAGUUUACUCCACCCAGAGACACACACUUCGUGUCAGUCAUUGGAUCCGAGUUCAUCGGGAUUGGCGGAGAUUAUGACGGUACCAAACAGUUCCCUCAGGGCCUGGAGGAUGUGUCUACAUAUCCAGUGCUCAUAGAGGAGUUGCUGAGACGAGGCUGGAAUGAACAGGAACUACAAGGCGUCCUUCGAGGAAACCUGCUUCGGGUCUUCAGACAGGUGGAACAGGUCCGAGACAAAAACAAAUGGCAAAGUCCCCUGGAAGACAUGAUCCCAGAGGAGCAGCUGGACGGUGCUUGCCACUCAGCCCUGCGACCUCAGAAACAGCAUCCAGAAAAGAACCAACCGGGGACUCCAGAAUAUUAUAUACACAAGUUAUCACCCAAGAUCUCACACUCAGAAUCCUCUCCUCUCAUAGUCCCAAGCCUCACCAUUGUUGCGACCUUGUUAGGCCUUAUCGUGUGA